AUGAGUGCUGAACGUCAACAAAAACACGUACCAGGUGACACUGGUCAAGGUGCUGCAUCUACAUCUCGGAUCAGCUCCCUUCAGAAUCCAGAGAAACAUGGUGUUCCAUACGGAUCAGCCCCAGAUAUCACAUCCUCUGGUGUAUAUAAGACUUUGCCCCCGAAAGGGAGGGUCCAACAUGCCCGAACAAAAAAUGCAUCCCGCCUGCCCCGUCCAAAACCUGGCAGGGUGCGGGAGAUGGGACGCUAUGAAGGGAUGCAGAAGAAAAGGAACCUCCCAAACAUGAGAAGUGCUACACCUGAUGGGAGGGGUAUGAUGAUGGAGAAGGAGAUGAUGGAAAGCCAAAACAGAAAGCUUCAAAUGGAAAUCUCCACUCUACAGACAGAAAAUAAACUUCUUAAAGACAAAUACAACAGGGCUUCAACAAAAAUCAGCCACUUAGAAGAACAGUUAUCAGAAUCAAAGGAACAAAUAGAAAUUCUCCAUGGAAGCCUGAAUCAGGAACUCUCCGAGGUGGAGAGGAGGAAUAAGUCCCAGGCCAGUCAAGAAGUGGAUCUAUUACAGACAAAAAUCCUGACACUUACCAAGGAAAACCAAACUAUGAAGAAUGAGGUUUUGUCCUUGGAAAAACAGCUUGAAUCUGCUCACAAGAAUAUGGACAGGGCCCUGCUUAACUCAGAGAAAAACCGAACACUUGAUGCUCAUAAGUUGGAAAUCGCAACCCUGAAGGAUGAAGUCACCCGUGUCAAGUCAUUGUUAGAGCAGAGUGAGCGCCACCUACAGGAAGAGGACUCUCGUUCAAAGGAACUCAGUCAGCAGGUCAUUAAACUGACUGAGAUGAAAAACCUGCUGCAGCAGCAAAUUGAGAUGGGAGGAGGUGGAGCUACAGCAACUGACAAACAGAUCAAGUCACUGGAGAAACGACUUCGAAUUACUGAAGAACGGCUACACCAGGAGCGGGCUGACCGGGCUAAUAAUUUGUCACAGGUUGAGGACAAACUCCUCACAGAGAAUGCACGCCUACAGGCCACAGAAAAAGAGUUAAAUAGGCAGCUCCACCGUGAGAAAGAUAAGAACCGCAAUCUUGAGAAUAAAAUCAAGGAUACUCGCGAGGACAAUGAACGUCUGCGUUUGUCCCUCCCUUUUGAUGAAGCAGCCCUAACAACACAGAAGAGCUAUGACAUUCCAUAUGGUGUACAUGCAUCACAGCGCCAGGAAACUGUCAAGAAGGACUACCGACAAAUUCUCUCACAGCUUGAGACUGAGGCAGGAUUAAAGGCAGGACAGGAAAAAGACAUGAUCUGUCAGUUGUGGAACACACGGCAACAGACAUAUCACCAACUAAGACAACUGGAGAUUACCCUCCAGGCACUGAACCUCAGGGAUAACAACAUAGCUGAGGGGCUCAAGAACUUAAGAGAUGUGAAAAGUCAUGCCGACGCACAGCUGAAACAACUACAAGAACAAUUGGAGGAUGUGAAGUUGGAGAAGGAAACCCAGGAAACAACGUACAAGGAACAACUGACUCUGCUGGUGAAUGAACGCCAUGAUGCCUUUGCUCGCUUGAAGACUGCCGAAGAUUUGAUGGAGGCUAUUCGCGGUGAGAAUGAGAUACUGAAAGCCAGUCUGUCUGGAGGUGGUGCAUCAAGUCUCGGAGCUUCCCUUAGUCUUGCCACCAAUGGGCGUAUUGAAGCUCUGCAGGCUCAGACAAAGGACUUAGAGAGCCAGGUCCAACAGGUGACUAGGAAUAAUCACCUGUUAAAUGGUGAGCUGUCCACACUGCGAAUACAGCUAGAGGCGAGAGACAAGGCACUGGAGGAUGCUCAAAGUGAGUUAGAUCUGGCACGCUCACACCUAACAGGGGAUGGUUAUGAGGACCGCAAACAGGAUAAGAUCGACAAACUCUCAUUACAGAUAAAUGAACAUCAGGCUGAAAUCAAGCUCCUUCAUGAUAAGGUUGCAUCCUUAAACACAGAAAAGUCCAGGCUAGAGAGAGAUCUGGAGGCUUCCUUCAGAGAGGUCAGCCUAGCCAAGGCCAAGGUCAAGGAAACCAAACAUGGGGAAAUGACUGACAAUAAGCAGUCACAGAUGUUACGAGAGGAGCUGGAAGAGAGAGACAGAAGACUUGGCAAAUUGAGUCAGGAGUAUGAUGCUCUGGAAGCAGAGCUGCAGACAGCGCGUCAAGAUCUUUAUGCUGAACAGAUCCAGUCACAGGACUUUGAAGCGCAGAUUGAAAGUUACCAGAGUCAGAUAGAACAGAGAGGCCAGAUCCUGGACACCCUUAGUGGAACAGAGAAAGAACAGCUUGCUCAGUUCCAGAUCCUAAAGGAGACACUGGACUCUGUCAGUCAGGAGCUCAACCAGAAAUGUGCUGAGAUGAAGGUGUUAAAUCUUGAGAUGAGCAAGGAGAAGGACAGAUAUGAGUAUAUGGAGAAAGAACUGACCACUUUGAAGAGGGACAAUCCAUUGAAGGUUGACGAUCAGGCAGGGGAGACAAGUCUUCCAAGCCACAUGCUUCAGAUCCGUGAACUCGAGACAGAAAGAGACCACCUGAAGAUUGAGCUUAUCGAGAUGACUGAUGCAUUAAAACAAGCCACUGAAGAAAAUGGUAAUCUUGACAAGGCCAUUAAACAGAUGGAGCAAGAACUGAUGAAUGAGAAGUCGUCUCACCUACAGACUAGUGCAGAGAGAGGAGAGCUCGAGCAGCAUUUAGAGGAAAUUGCAGAGGAGCAUGAUGCUCUGUCCCAAGAGCGAGAUCAAAGUGAGGAAGAUAUUGUUAGACUCGAGACCAAUCUCAAGGAUAUUGUACACAAGUUUGAAAUGGAAGCUCGUAAAAAUCAUGAAAACUUUGCCUCCAAGUAUCCACAAGUACCUGCUGAGGCUCUCAAGAUGGCUGGGGAACUAGAUAGCUUGAGGGUUCUGAUGGAUGCAAAACACAAGGAACAUGAAAUGUUGAAUGAUAAAAUCAGUCGACAACAAGUGGAGAUGGACUUCCUCAACAGACGAGUUGAACUACUACAUAACGAGAACCAGUGUAACAGGGACGAUAUUGCACGACUCACUUCCGAAGUGUCAGCCAAGAUAAAGGAAGGGGUGGCUAAUAGGGAAAUGAACCAGUUCCUAGUGAAGGAGAGAGCAAGACUUCAGAAGGAGAAUGCCCAGCUCAGUGCGAGCGUGGAGAAAGAGAAAGGCAUCAAGGAGCGGCGACGAGCCGAGAUCGCAGACGUCAUGAGGAAGGUGGAGAGGACUGAGGAAUCCACUAAAACAACAUCCCGAGAGGUGCUACAGAAGGAAGCCAUUAUCGCCAAUCUGGAAGCAGAGCUUGGCCAGACCAGACAGAAUUGUCAGUCGUUAGAACUGGACAGGUCCCAGUUACUUGGAAAGUUAGACAACCUACAGCAGGAUGUAGACAAUAAAGCAGUCCUUACCUCGACUCUCGAGACUCACCUGGAAACAGAAAGGGGGCGGCUGGAGGAAGAGAAGUCAAAUGCGGCCAAAAAACAAGAUGAGCUUGUAUCUACAUGUCAUGAGCUUGAACGACUUAGACAUGAACACGGAUUGUUGUUGAACAACCUUAAUCAUGAAAAACAAACCGUGGACAAUUUGAAAGGAUCUCUGGAUGUCCAGCAGCAGUCAUGUGCUGAGUUACAAGAUCAGGUGAAUGUUCUGACAAAGGAGUUAGAGUCCACCCAGAGUCAGCUGACCACUAGUAGGGAAACUGUUGAAGGUCUUAAACAGGACAAGGGUGCCAUCUACCAAGAAUAUGAUGCUAUGAUCAAACGACUUAGUGAAAGGGACCAAACGAUUGCUGAACUACAGAACAAAUGUGACCGCACGGAGCAGCAAAUGCAGAAGGAACUGACACUUCAGAAACACAGUCUGGAGAGGGAAAACUCAUCAACUGAACGAGAUCUCGAAGUCACGAGGGAAAAAGUGGAGUUGGAUGGUAAGCUGAGGCACAUGGAGAGUACAGUUGGUGACACAGAUCUGUUGACACAAGGUCUUCGCAAGGAAACCAUUACUCUACAGGAAACGAUUGCCAGACAACAGGAAAGUCUCUCCACUCUUCAGUUGGAGCACUCAACAAUGCGGGAUAAAAUGCGAAUACAGGAGGAAAAAUUGACAGAUCAGAUCCUUGUCCUGGAAAAGACGAACAAUGAUCUGCGGAACCAGUAUGACGGGGAAAAGUCUUACCUUAAAGACAAUCUGAUGCAGACACAGUCUAGAGUUGCAUCUGUUGAAUCAAGCCUUGCGUCAGCCAUUGACAGUCGCGACAAACUUCAGGUCAGCAAUAGAAUGCAGGAGAGAUCACUAGAGGAGACUAAAGAACGCCUUCAGGAGGAGAUCACUUGUCGAAAGGUAGCAGAGCAGAGGGCAGAGUCACUGCAAUCCCAGCUUCAUGAGCUACGAAAGGAUAAGUUUUUAUCUGAAGAAAAAUUGAAUCAGAUGAACACAGAUUUGACCAAGACAGAACAGAUGAUGAAAACGGAGAAGGACCGGGCCAAACGUCUGUUGGACCAGCAACAGGAACUGGAGGCCACAGUUUAUACACAAGAGUCAACAGCACAGGCUAAACAGGAACAGAUUGACCUUCAACAGGAAUAUGAGAUUGAUGAAGAGGUCCUACAACAGCUUGUCUCAGUGAAUGAAAUGAGUAAACUUCGACAGAUACUGGAGAGCCAGAAACAACAGCUGAAUGCCAAGUUGAAGAAAACUACAACAGAGCUAAAACAACAGAUUGAGAUUAUAGAGGAGGAUCGUGUCCGAGUUAUCCAGCAGAAUCAGUCAUUGUCUGCCGAUGUGGAGAGAGCCAGGGACCAGCUAGCCAUGAAAAACAAGGAAAAUCUGCGGCUUCAGGAGACAAUUUUAGGUCAAGAAGAUCAGCUCAGGGAACACACUCUCCAACUUCGUCGUGCUGAGGACGCUCGUAAAGCUGAGGAGGAGCUUCAAUCAAAACUCUCUUCCAAAUUUGUUGCUCAAGAAGAGGAACUGAAGAGAAUGAAAAUUUACUUGUCCAAGAAGGCAGAAGAAGCAGGAGACAAUGAGAAAUCUAUGUGGAUGGACCUGAACCGUUUGAUUCAAGACAUGAACCGCCAGCUCCACGAACACAUGGAGUCCCAGAAAUCUGGUGGACAUGACUCUAAAGACCGGGAUGUGAAGCAACUGAGCAAGUACAAGAAACGAGUCAUAGAUCUCGAGUCUGAGUUGAGUACAGAGAAAGCAGUUCACCAGAUAACAAAAUCAUCACUUCAGGCACUUGAGGAGGACAACCAGAGAUUGCGACACCAGUAUCAUGCCAUGCGGCGCAGAGACAAUGUUACCUCUGACAAGAAAUACAAAUCACGGAUGGAAGCUAUCAACGAGAUCAUUGCUAAGUCACAAACCCAAGCCCAGGCCAUGUUAGCAGCCAGCGGUUACUACGACGACCCACAGAAAAGUCUGUACUCCCCAAGGACAGACUACAGGGGCUCCCCGGACAAUUCCCUUGCCAGUGACAUGUCCUUCAACAGCACUGGCCCAAUAGUGAUUCCUCCUUAUACAGGAUCCUCUCCUACCAAGGUCACAGCUGGGGCAAUGUCUCCAAGGAAAUAGAUACUGAAAUACACGUGUGUGCGAUUCAUUUUUAUGCAAAUUACAAAUGGCAAAUACAAGAAAGAUAAAUUUGAUACAGGUCCUUCAGUGGUGUUCCAGGAUCAUUGAGUCAAAUUAUUUGUACACAUCAAAGUUACAUGUGAUUACAAGAGGACAUGUGUAUUCGAUGUUCCAUCACCCUAUCAUAUGCAAUGCAGAUGCUUUAAAAACAACAAGUAAUGUAUGUCAUGAAUUUGGUACAAAUGAAUAGGUUUUUUAUGUAAAAAGGAGAUUUUUCUGUAUGUGUGGAAACUUGAUUUAUUUCACUCAGACACUCAAUCAUCCCAUAAUCUAACGUAUACCUCCUUGAUUUUAAAACUUGCCUGAUCUGUAUUACAUACUAUUGUGAUAUAAUCUGCUUCACAGUCUAUCUUCCUGUAUCAGCUGUCAGAAUGAGAUCAUGCAGAUAAUUAACUGUUUUUUAUUAGCGAUUUAAAUCACAUGUCCUACCUAAAUUUGGUGUUCGGAAGAAAGGCCAGUUUGCAUUUAACAUUAAUUGGAUACUUAAAUCCUUGAACAUCAAUAUAUAUAUAUAGACUUAUGUCUUCCUUUUUUUUAUGUGUUCCUCUGUUAACACGGAUAUACUAAUCACUGUGAUGUCAUCGUUUUAUAUCUUUAUCAUUUGUAUACUUCUGACUCAAUUUAAUUUACGAGUACAGCACAGUCAGAGAUCAUGAAGAGUUCUAUAUUUAGAAAAGUUUUAUGAUAUACAUUUUAGUAUUAAUGUUCACAUUAUAUAUUUAAGAGAUAUACACAUUCAGCAUGUGUAGUUUAUAUAAUUAUACAUCUUUCAGUCAUAGUUUACAUUCCAUUUUAGUUGUGUCCUGCUGUCCUGCUCAUAUAAAGCAUUCCAUAGUGUCCAUCUUGGCACCACUCUAAGUCUUUUCCACAAUUUUAAAUUUAGUAUACAUAAACUACUAUGCAUUAUUUAUUGUUCUGUCAUAACUCA
Ylistrum balloti is the source of this 6580-nucleotide messenger RNA. Its product is annotated as myosin-7-like. The record is from RefSeq and is a predicted model, not a curated record. Lineage: Eukaryota; Metazoa; Mollusca; Bivalvia; Pectinida; Pectinidae. The coding region runs from base 1 to 5592 and encodes 1863 amino acids. The transcript has 38 exons. Gene Ontology annotation, biological process: regulation of apoptotic process.